This is a messenger RNA of Suillus discolor, 2455 nucleotides long. RefSeq names its product WD40-repeat-containing domain protein. NCBI's taxonomy places the organism in Eukaryota, Fungi, Basidiomycota, Agaricomycetes, Boletales, Suillaceae. The coding region runs from base 254 to 2218 and encodes 654 amino acids. The record is from RefSeq and is a predicted model, not a curated record. The transcript has 9 exons. Gene Ontology annotation, molecular function: protein binding.
AUCCUCAAACCGCCGACUUAUAAUCAGGAACAAUCGCAAACUUACCAGGGGGGCAGCGAUAGAAGAAGGUAAAUGAAGUCCGCGCCGUAGCAGCAUGCACUGAGCCAACAAAACCUUGUAUAAGCGCCUUCAUGAGUUGGGAACUGCUUACCACACACACAGGAUCCACGCCGUAAUACAUCCCCAAAGUAUGCUGCUCUCGUCAACUGGAGAUGCUACUGAUCAUCUUGUUCCCUGCAUAGGUUAACGCGACAUGUUACUAGGAGUGUCUCAAGAAGCGCACCCCACCGCAAGAGUAUCCGCGGAUCGGAUGGUGCAAGAACGAUCGGCGCCUACGCGGACGAUGCGAAGCCACACUGAUUCAUUGUUGGCGGUUGCGUUCUUCAAAGACGGCCGACGAGUCGUUACCGCUUCACACGACAAAACCUUGCGAAUUUGUGACAUGCAGAGAGGAUCACUGGUAGGAGGGCCAUUCGAGGGUCACAAGGACUAUGUGCGAUCGGUCGCAGUAUCGCCAGACGACAAGCAAAUUGCGAGCAGCGGAGAUGAUAAAGCCAUCAUCGUCUGGGAUGUUGAGAGCAAACAGAUGAUAUUCGAUCCACUGGAGAAGCAUACAGGCUGGGUGUUGUCGGUGUGUUUCUCACCUGAUGGAAAGAGACUCGCCAGCGGAUCGCACGAUAAAACAAUUGUUGUAUGGGAUGCCAAGACUGGCGCUAUCCUUGCAACAAUUGACGGUCAUAAUAAUUCGGUCUGGAGUGUUGCAUUCAGCCCAGAUGGGCUAAAACUAGCCUCCGGGUCAGCGGACCAUUCCAUCCGGAUUUGGCGCUCCGACAAUGCCGAGCUUCUUCUCAAAAUCGACGCUCACCAACAUUGGAUUCGAAGCGUCGUGUGGUCGCCUGACGGUCAGCAACUUGUUUCUGCGUCGUUCGACAAAACAGUCAGAUUUUGGAGCUCAGAUGACGGAGCCCAGAUCGGUCAACCUUGCACUGGUUACGCUUACCACUCGCUCGCCAUAUCUUCUGACGGCUCCUUCAUUGCCACUGCCUCGGAUGACAAGACUUUACGGCUUUGGAGCACAAAGACACACAAGUUGAUAGGACAGGUACUCGAGCACGCUGCCUGGGUUCGCUGUGUUGCGAUUUCUCCCAAUGGAGAGGUGCUUGUGAGUGGUGAUGGUGAAGGGAAGGUGCUGCUCUGCUCUAUCAAGAAUAUACUUGAGCAAUACAAUGCAGAGGAAGGGAUAUUGGAAAAUGAAGAAGCACGGCAACAACAACUCCCAUUCAGUGAGGCUCAGCUGCGCAGUUACGAGAGAAAUGAAGAGUUCCUUGGCAAUCACGGCAGUCCGAGUAAUCAUUCCUCGGAAAUUGACGAAGACUCUGACAUUGACGACGUACACUCAUUAUUUGACAUCUUUACUAUACAGGCGACGCUCCGCGAUGCAUCCAUUACUGGUAUCCUGGAUACCGCUGAAGAGCUGCUCACCCAAGAGAUUGACGCGGAUGAUAACAACUACGAAUCCUAUGCUAAUCGCUCAAUUGUAAGGGCACGACGUGCCGAGUGGAAGUAUGCACUUCAAGACGCAGUCAAGUCAAUUGCGAUCCAGCCUUCCUUAUUGGGCUACAUUUCCAAGGCCAUCGCCCUCUGCGGCAAUGGGCAGCUCUGGGGCGCAAUGGAAGCUUUCGACCUCGCUUUCAUAUUUUGCAAUCGUGAUCCGAUUAUGGUCGAUCUCUUACUAUUGAUCAAGGCUGUCUCACUUUUCAAUGCUAAUUAUCACGAUGAGGCGAUGCGGCGAAUUAAAGACCUGACUACUACUUAUCAACACCGAAAUAGAUUUCCAUGCAACGUUAUUAAUUCAUAUUUACGUGCGCAGCUUGCGAUAAUUGAUUUGAAGAAUGGGCAGUACAGCGAAGCCGCUGAUCAAUUCACGGCCAGUAUUACUGGUUUGUUCUUACACCCGACACUUUUAGAACCUAGAUUGAAGAUAUUCACGGUGCUUUUCGGUUGGGAUUUAGAUUCGUUAUGGGAAACUAUCAGCCAAAGACAGUGUGAUGCGUUCCUCCUCGCUGGUCGGGUGAUCGAAGCAGUCGAAUCUUUUCAAUAUAUGAUGAACAUGGUUAACGAAGCUGGGAAGGGCAGCCGCAUCGAAUGGUCUACCACUAGACUGCACUGCGCACUGCAUCGCAAAGGCACACGAGGCUGUUACUGCGAGCAAUUAUGAGAUGGCUGUUUCAUUGUAUACGGCCGCGAUUGCGCUAGAUUCUACGAGGACGUCCCUCUUUGCGCACCGCAGUAAGGUAAAUUUAGAACUAAAACUCUAUGCAGAAGCCCUUCAGGAUGCGGAAAAGGUCAUUGAACUCGACCCGUCGUCAUAUCUUGGUUACGAAAUGAAACACGUAGCACUCUACGAGGCCCAACAUUAUGGCGAAGCAAUUGAGGCCUUUGAGAUGAUGCUCUC